CACACACGGAAACAUUUUCAAAUUAAACACAGUAGGUGAUAGAAGAAAAAAAUUACACUAAAAGGAAAACAUAAACUCAACUCUCGUUACAGAAGGUAAUGUCCCAAGCAUUGACACCACUGCAGCGGCAUGUGGCCGAUGGCAUCGUCAAGUUCAUCUGUCGUGGCAACUAUGACAAGGCGCUGGGCACACUGAACUACAUGGCUGGUACAUUCCCGCCCCAGGAGGAGAGCACACUGCGUCGGCUGCUGAAGCGUCUGCAGCGCAACAACAAGACAAUGGACUCGCUGCCUGUUUACAAAGUGCUGUUGCAAGAGUUGCCCGAUGUGGAUGCGAAUUUGAUCAGACGCAUGGAUACUCAUAUACCGCAUGAGGUGCUUGGUGAAAUCUACGAUCAGAUGCACUCGCAAGACUUUGAGCAGUUCCAAGUGCAGCUGGAGCACUUGCAGCGGGUGGAGUACAAUGUGAUGCGACACACUUUAAUUCUUUACGAGCACUGCACCAAGCUGAAGGCGGCGCAGCGGGCGUUGGACAAACAUCACUUGAUGUCCGGCAUCUGUUUGGAGUUGUAUGUCCUUUAUUCUCUCAUUCUACCACUUGGCAUUUAUUUGCUCACUUUUUUAUUUUGAGUGUUUAACGGAAAUAGUAAAAAAUUGUUUGUUCUGCACA
This is a messenger RNA of Drosophila albomicans, 669 nucleotides long. RefSeq lists its product as uncharacterized. NCBI's taxonomy places the organism in Eukaryota, Metazoa, Arthropoda, Insecta, Diptera, Drosophilidae. The transcript has 2 exons. The record is from RefSeq and is a predicted model, not a curated record. Bases 99 to 629 code for a protein of 176 amino acids.